Fundulus heteroclitus (mummichog) is the source of this 7078-nucleotide messenger RNA. RefSeq lists its product as uncharacterized. The coding region runs from base 1570 to 3984 and encodes 804 amino acids. Gene Ontology annotation, molecular function: nucleic acid binding; RNA-DNA hybrid ribonuclease activity. The record is from RefSeq and is a predicted model, not a curated record. Lineage: Eukaryota; Metazoa; Chordata; Actinopteri; Cyprinodontiformes; Fundulidae. The transcript has 2 exons. Gene Ontology annotation, biological process: DNA integration.
ACGUUACAGCACUGUAAACUUUGAUCUCCCAACCUCGAGCAGAUUCACUGAAGUGAUGGGAUUUUCCGGUAACAGCCAGACAUGUUAUUUUUCAAAGCCAGUUGAAUGUUUGCUUCCUUUUGAUGACUCUGACAUGGUGUUUUUCCAUGAGUUUCUGAUUGAAAAACAAUGCCCCAUAAACUUGCUGGCUCGUGACUUGAUUGCAACUCUAAGGGCCGCAGUGGUUUGCUCCUUCUCAUACACUGAUGUGAUUUUCCCAAAUGGCAGGAUUGUUAGAACACAGAACUCCAACACAAACCAAAUGAACCAGACUCCGUGUAUUGAAGAACUAAAUGCUUUUGUGUGGUGGGGAAAUGUGCUGCAUUGUUCUGACAAUUCUUUGUCGGAUGUUGCAGAACGCUGGGACGGUUGGACAACUUCUCUCCGCCCCUACUCUACCCCAGCAGAUCCCCUACAUGUUACGCUGAACUAUCUGAGAUCCCCAGAACAGGUGUUUGACAUCGACAAAUAUCAGGAUGCAUGGGAAAUGACCAUGAAGCUGCUACAGGACACGUACAGCUCUGAUGAACUAUUGCUGUGGGUGAGUUGGUGCAACAUUUUCAUAGGGCCACAAGGGGUCGCCGCUGCAGCUAAACUACCUGAGGAGUUGCAGAUGCUGUAUCAGCUAGCUCCAGACAUGCAUCCCCACUUCACCUUAAAGGUCGCAAACGGGGAACAGGCAAAAAACCUGGGGCCCAUGGUGAAAAAAGCAGUUGAAGCGACAGAUUGGCAGAAGGUGCAGGGCAGUCCUCACAUGGAAUACAGCCCAGGUUGCAACACCUACAAACUCAUUUAUGAGGGGAAGAUGGCCACGGCUGAGGUUGUGAACCAACCGCAGUACCCGCUUUCGCCUGAGAAGGUUGACGGCAUCAGAGGUACUAUCUCCGGUUUGUUGUCGUCCGGUGUCUUGGUUCCCUGUGACUCUCCCUACAACACCCCGAUCACACCUGUAGCGAAGCAUGGUAAACAAACCUAUCGCUUGGUGCAUGACCUGAGGAAGAUAAACUCUGGACUAAAAUCGACUCAUUAUGAUACGCCCAACCCCUACACAAUGCUUUCAAACCUUGAGCGGGACUUCAAAUGGUUCACUGUUAUGGAUCUCUCUAAUGCCUUUUUCUGUGUUCCGAUCCAUCCAGACUGCCAGAAGCUGUUUGCUUUUACCUUUGAGGGUCAGCAGUAUACCUAUACCAGGCUGCCGCAGGGUUUGACGGACAGCCCCUCGCUUUUCAAUCAUGUGCUGCAGAGGCUGAUGCAGGAUUUUGACCAUCCCUUGCUGGAUAGGUGCAGCAUCCUGCAAUACGUGGAUGACAUCCUUUUGGCAGGCCCCACGGAACAAGAGGUCUGUCAGUUGAGUGCAGAUUUUUUGACCUGGUUAAACUCUAAAGGGUUCAAGGUCUCCAAGGAGAAGAUGCAGUGCUGUCGUGCCAGGGUCGUUUUUCUGGGGAGAAUUAUCACAGCACAGGGGUGGGGAUCACAGACAGUCACAAACAGAGCAUCCUUGACCACCCAAAACCACACACGGUAUGUGAAAUGAUGUCCUUUUUGGGCUUAGCAAACUACAGCAAGAACUAUGUUCCUGACUUCACUGCAAUUGUAGCUCCCAUGCGCAAACUUCUCACAGAGGCAGGGCACGGUCAUCUGAAAGCACCAUUAGUGUGGACAAGUGAGGCAGAGCAGGCACUUGUUCUUCUAAAACAACACCUGAAUGAGGCUGCGGAACUAGCAUCCCCUGAUCUAACAAAAAUGUUUGAGCUAGAUGUGAAGGAAGAAAAUGGUUUUGUUUCAUCAGUUUUGUGGCAACCUGGUACUAUGGGCAGGAGAGUGUUGUGUUACUAUAGUACGAAGCUGGAACCGGUGGAGAUGGGACAUCCAACAUGCACCAGGGCUCUGUGUGCAAUCGCUAAAGCGUUAAAAGGAACAGCCUACGUCACUCGUGGUCGAGAUGUCAGGGUUCACACUAGUCACACUGUAGCAAGCUACAUUUCGAGCAGCAGAUUCACACUAGGAAGGAAGCGAACGGGCAAGCUCCAGGACAUCCUGCUCCAACCCAAUGUUUUCUACGUAGGGACCGAAUCUAACAUGGCAGCUCCCACAUCGGACCACUCACCCCACGUUUGCGAAGCUCUGGUGAGAGAUGAAAUGAAUGUCUUCCCUUCUGUUUUAACAGAACCCAUUCCAGGUGUCAUUGACGUUUUUACAGAUGGUCACAGCCACGCUACCCAGACAGGGGGGAUCGUGGCCUCCUAUGCUGUUAUCUGCAAUGCUGUCGAUCUCAACCUUUUUUCAAGGGGCACAUGGCACACCGUGGAAGCUAAGGUCAUCCCGCCUCCGGCGUCGGCCCAGCUAGCAGAAAUAAUCGCUGUGAUCCGCGCUUGCGAACUGCAUGAAGGUAAAAAAUUAAACAUCUACACUGAUUCGGCCUAUGCAGUUAGAACAGUGCAUGUUGACCUAAAACACUGGUUAAGAACUGAUUUUUUAACCACAGCCGGAAAACCUGUCAAACACAUUGAUCACAUGCUGCGCUUGAAAGAAGCCUUGACGAAACCUGAAUGCGUGGCGGUUAUUAAAUGCGCGGGUCAUCAAUCGGGGGCCUCAAAAAUAGUAAUGGGGAAUAACGCUGCUGAUGCGGCCGCAAAAGCAGUAGCUGUUUAUAAAAGAACUGUAAAAGCAAAAGCACAGAUGGUUCAGUCCCCCGUUGUUGCACGGGACACGGGGCUGGUGGAAGUCAUUGACAUGCAAAAAGCCGCAGCACCCCAGGAAAAACAGGCAUGGGUUGGAAAAGGGGCAAAACAGGAUGAACAGACGGGUGUAUGGAGGUCACAUAAUGGGAGACUUGUGGCCUCCUCUGCACUUCUGUUGCUUCUUUGUGAAGAAGCGCACCACAGGGGCCACCAGUCCAGUGGAAAAAUACUAAGGCUAAUUAGCCAAAAAUGGUGGCACCCUUUCCUCAAGGAUGUUUGUAAAUAUUUUGUAAAUACUUGCUCCAUUUGCUGCCAUUAUAACCCAAAGCGAACAUUGAAAGUUGGAAUGGGAGCAUUUCCUGUUCCCAGCAAACCUUGGCAGGAGGUUGUUAUUGAUUUUGUGGACAUGGGAAAAGACAAAAGGGUGAAAGGAUGUAGAUAUUUGCUUGUUUGUGUUGAUACUUUCACCAGGUGGGUUGAAGCCACGCCCACCAAAACAGAAUCUGCACGAGAGGUCAUUAAUUGGCUAAUUAAUGACCUGAUCCCACGUUAUGGUGUUCCACUCAGUAUCCGUUCAGAUAACGGAACACACUUCACCUCAGACUCCUUAAAACGAGUAGAGGAGUAUUUUGGGAUCAAACAGAAGUUUGGCUCAGCCUACCAUCCGGCCUCUCAAGGGAUUGUCGAGAGGACAAAUCGCACAAUCAAAGAGCAACUGGCUAAAGUUUGUGCUGAUACUGGAAUGACAUGGCUGACUGCGCUGCCAUUGGUGAUGUUCUCAAUUAGAUCAUCACCCACUGAUCGCAUGGGGCUGUCUCCCCAUGAACUUUUGACAGGAAGGACGAUGCCCUGUCCUUUCACUUCCUCUCUCCAACAGGGCUGUGAACCCAGUUUGGAACUACAACAAGAGGAGCUAACGCAUUAUGUCCAACAAUUGCAGUCUGCUGUGAAGUUUUUGUCUCACAACACACAGGAAGCCCUGACCGGAGAACCAAAGGGAGAGACUCCGGAGCAGAUUGCCCCUGGGGAGUGGAUAUACAGAAAAGUGUUCCACAGAACGUGGAAAGACCCCAGGUGGAUUGGACCCUUUAAGGUGGUAAGCUCAACCACUUACAGUUUGAAGGUUUGGCUCGACGAAGCUGAAACCAAGGUAAGCAGAUCUUGGCACAAAUCACACUGUAGAAAGGGCACACCUUCCACAGAGAGAAACCUCAGAGAGAUCAGAAAGCACCUGAGGGAUAUUGGAGAAAAUAUUGAGGAGUAAGAAUGUUGCUGUGCUGCAGCAAAAUAUCGAGGGGAGGACGGUCUAGGUUGAUUUUAUUUUUCUUCGUUUCUGGUUUAAUCUAUGCUGAACAAACUCAUUUUGAUACCACAACCUCCCGCAUGAACGAUUCUAGAUCGUUUGUGCACAGGGCCAAGCGCGAUGCGCCGGUGUGGAAAAGAUCGUCGGAUCCCUGCAUCAAAUAUUACGGUGGCUUAGAGUUAAACUAUACUCUGGGUAGCUCAGUAACUUUCCAAUUCGAUCUCUGUGACGUCAUUGACUGUGGGGAGGACCCUACAUCUUGGAGGGGUUAUGACGUUUACAUGUGUCACUUCCUGUAUGGCGCACCUGUUGGGGGCACAUGGUGUCCCCGAUGGAGUUAUGUGGGCUGGAACACUGGCCCAGGGGGGUAUGUAGCACCACAAUCAGGUGACUUGAAAGAACUACAGGAAAAGAAAAUUGGGCUGAUGAGGGGGCAACUGACCACGACCUCCAUGGGGGGGAAGACAUGGGGUUAAAUCCAUUGCUACUGAGUGUGACGGACCUUAGGCAGAACGUGUAUUACUGCGGCAAACACCAGCUCAAUAACUGUCAGAAACAGGGGGAUAAAGGGUUUUACCUUAUUUUGGGGGUGGAAGCCACAGGCGUAGAUACUAAAGGGCUCAUACGCUUUAAUCUGUUGGGCUCGCAUCACCCUAAUUAUCGAGCUAAGGACCCAGUACAGACAGCCCGUGUGCGGGCUUUUGAUAGCACUAAGAUUUCAUACUCACAACAGCUGCAAUUAGCUACAGGGUACUCCCAGAAAAAUACCUGGCUUCUGUUGAUUCAGGACGCAGCCUAUAAAGCCCAGAAGGGAAAUUGCAUUGUAUGUGCACAGGCCAGACCAAAUCUGAUUCUUACUGAAACCGCUUUUGAAUACACAACCAAUGGUUCCAGCCCAGCGACAAAUUCAAGUGAUAUCGACUGCCUACUUCAGGUUAUGUCCAAUGAUAAUCUGAACUCGAGAUGUGCUGGAUGGGAUGCCAUUUUUCCAGUGGCCCCGCAAAACACUACGCCCCCCAUCUUCCAACCGACAAUGUUAACGAAGGUGACCUGCUUUAAUAAUGGGAACGCUGCAGACGGGCACUUUAGAGUUGGUCGUCUGUCACCAAAAUACUGUGUGAUUACUUACGACCUGACAGGGGUUAGAACUGCUGGACAGUUACUGGUGAACAGGGCUGACGUGUGGUGGUAUUGCGGUGGUGACACCCUGCGGGGUUGGCUGCCUGUGAAUUGGAGGGACCGAUGUGCUUUAGUUUCCCUGCUGUCACCUAUCCAGGUCGUGUCCGAAGCGGACUGGCCAGCAUCCUUGGGGGAUGUUACCCGUAACCAUGUCAGGAGACGAUCUGUAGAGCUAUUUAAAGAUUCACCUGUGUGGAUUGAUGCAAUCGGCAUCCCGCGUGGGGUGCCCGAUGAGUAUAAAUUGGCCAAUCAGGUUGCAGCGGGGUUUGAAUCUAUAUUUAUAUGGAUCACCCCAAACAAAAAUAUUGAUCGAAUUAACUAUAUACAUUAUAAUGUACAAAGGCUUUCGAACCUUACUCGAGAUGGGUUUGAGGCAGUUCAUGGACAGCUUUCUGCCACAUCCUUAGUCGCCUAUCAAAAUAGAUUGGCUUUGGACAUGGUCCUGGCAAAGGUGGGAGGGGCGUGUAGUAUAAUCGGCGAUGCAUGUUGUUCUUUUAUCCCAAAUAACACAGCUCCUGAUGGAUCCCUAACAAAAGCAAUAAGGGGCCUGCAGUCUUUGUCAAAGGAGCUAAACGCUGACUCUGGAAUAGAAAACAAAUUCACUGCGGUGAUGGAAAAAUGGUUUGGAAAGUGGGGAAGUUUUGUCGUGAGUAUAUUCUCUUCUUCUGUCAUUGUUGUUGCAAUGUUUGCUGUCUGUGCCUGCUGUUGUGUGCCGUGCCUACGGGCACUGUUUUUCAGGUGCGUGGACAAGGCUUUGGGAGCCCAAGCUGCGAGAGGGUGGGCCGCUCCUCUUGCCUACCAGAUGUCGAUGGUUCAGUCAUCGGCUCCUUUGCACAAAGGAGCCGAUGAGGGGGAGACUGUGAUCCGGCUUUUAAGCCCCACAGACAACGAUGUCUGAACUAAGAGGGGAGAAAACCUUCUCUCCUAAUAUCCUUUAUGCUUCGAUUUUUUAAACAGUGAUCAACAUGAUUAAGAAUAGAAUCGGAACAGAUACAGUGUGAAGUAGAUGAUUAAGAUUAUUAUGGGGGAGGACAUACAAGGUGAAAUGAAGCGAGUUAACCGGAUCUUCUUCUGUAGCAUAAAGCCAAUCAAACUUUUUAAUACCUAGAAAUGUUAAUUAUUUUAAGUCAGAGCUGUAAUUAGUGAGCUGUAAGAGGGUCAAACGCAUUCAGACAAGAGGUUCUGGUCUGAUCACAUUGAGAUAAGGACGCCACUAAUUUGAAGGAUUUUUAAGCAAUUUAUAUAUAUACAGAAAAAUCACUUAAAUUAUUUCUGCAAGGUCUAAAUGUGUUAUGCAAGAAAGGCAUGGCUAAAGAAUGAUUUAUGUCCUCCCAUAUUAGAGCCACGCUUGAAUGUCAAAUUGUCUACUGUGUAUAACCAUUCCUUCUCCAGAGGAGGACCACGCCUGGUUGGAAGACAGAAGGAACAUCCAGAGGUGGAAAAGAGGACGACUGUUAGGAUCUACAUUAACUGAUUCACAUGAUGCUUAGACAGCCUGCGGGCUGUCCUACCACUGAUCCGGGUCUGGUUGAUCUUCCUUAAUGAUGUGUCAUUUAGGCACAUCAUGGGGGGGUCUGUAAGGAUAUCCUCGGAUCAGUGGUGGGGACAGCCUGACUGGGAGCCACAUGGCACACUUAGUUAAGCACUAACACAAAGGUUGGCACAUAUCUGUCAGAUAGCACCCUGGUGGUGACACAUUUUCCCUACUGAUGACACAGUCAGGAAGCGUACAGCCCUUGCAGGGGCGUGUACCUAGAUCUCUAUAUAAUGUAUAUGUGAUGAGCAGUCGGCGCGUCUUGCCGAUCAAGAGCCCAUCAGCGCUGGUGUGAUUGUAACCAUUUCUCUGACCUUGUGGGAAUUAAAUAAUAGAAAUAUA